Messenger RNA from Suillus discolor, 1934 nucleotides. Its product is annotated as allantoate permease. Gene Ontology annotation, cellular component: membrane. The transcript has 19 exons. Gene Ontology annotation, biological process: transmembrane transport. The record is from RefSeq and is a predicted model, not a curated record. Gene Ontology annotation, molecular function: transmembrane transporter activity. NCBI's taxonomy places the organism in Eukaryota, Fungi, Basidiomycota, Agaricomycetes, Boletales, Suillaceae. Bases 151 to 1890 code for a protein of 579 amino acids.
GCCUAUUGUUAGAAUAGCAUCUUACGCCAUUGAUUGACAUCAUCGCACAAUUCUGCCUGGGUAUAGAUAGUGGGACGGCCGUGCCUGUCUUAUUCGAGUGCUUUUAUACCGGGGUCACGGGUGUUUCUUCCUCCACACUCGUUUCUUUCGAUGACGACCUCUGUGAGUGCCACCCCGGAGAAGCACACCCCGACAACGGACAGCCUGAUUAGGCCUGUCUCUUUGCUGUCUUCUAUCGAAAAAAGAAGUGCUUCUUUGCCCACUGAUGACCUGGUAGAUGAGACGGAGGAACAGUUCUCGUGGACAAAGUCCAUCUUUCGUCGAAAGCAGAUGUUCUCUCGUGACCUUGAUGCAAUUGCGACCAGACGCUCUGUUUUUGAUGAUCCUGGCCUUGCGCAAUACUAUUGGCCCAAUAAGGACUACGAGAAUCUUCACAGAUUCGAUCCAACUGCUCGUUGGACGUACAGGGAGGAAAAGGCCCUGGUCCGCAAGUUGGAUUGGAAGAUUAUGCUUAUGGCAGCUAUAGCAUUUUCUGCCUUGAACUUGGACAGGAGCAACAUCAGCCAGGCAAACUCGGACAGUUUCUUGCAGGAUAUUGAAUUGACUACAGACGACUUCAACCUCGGAAAUACUGUGUUCUUGUUGGCAUUUUUAUGCGCAGAACUACCGUCACAGCUUGUCUCGAAGCGGAUUGGACCGGAUCGCUGGAUACCAACGCAAAUCUGUCUCUGGAGUUUUGUGUCUCUGUCACAAUUCUGGCUGACUGGUAGGACCUCAUUCCUGGUUUGCCGAGCAUUUCUAGGCGUCUUGCAAGGCGGCUUUAUCCCUGACCUGAUAUUAUAUCUAUCUUAUUUUUACACGAAGACGGAGCUACCCAUGCGCCUUGCCCUGUUCUGGAUGUCUGAGAACUUCGUCGCCAUCCUCGCUAGUUUUAUAGCCUAUGGCGUGCUUCACAUGGAUGGUGUGGCUGGCAUUGCUGGAUGGCGGUGGCUAUUCAUAAUUGAGGGAAUCCUCACUCUGCUUAUAGGAAUUUUCUGUUUUUUCAACAUGCCCCCAUCUCCAACGCAGACCAAAGCAUGGUUCCGGCCAAAGGGUUGGUUCACGGAAAGAGAAGAAAUCAUCAUGGUCAACCGAAUACUUCGGGAUGAUCCCAGUAAGGGUGACAUGCACAACCGCGAGGGCCUUACAUUGCGUCGUCUCUGGACAGCAGUGUGCGAUUAUGAUCUUUGGCCAAUUUACAUCCUCGGCCUCAUGUUUGGCAUUCCGAACAGUCCGCCCUCGACGUAUCUCACUUUACUACUUACGAACAUCGGAUUCAAUACAUUUGAUACCAACCUCCUUACGAUACCCUCUCUGGCUAUCGGAAUUAUCACCAUGUUUUGGAUCACGCUUGUCUCAGAGUCCGUCAAUGAACGUACGAUUGUGUCGAUGAUGAUGGACCUCUGGACAUUGCCUUUCCUUGUUGCACUCUAUGCAUUGCCUAGCAACCCUAACCCUUGGAUAUUUUUCGCUGUGGCGACUGGUCUAUUGUCAUAUCCUUAUACCCAUCCCAUCCAGGUAGGGUGGUGCUCUCGUAACGCCGGGGCAGUGGCAAGUCGAACGGUCAACGCGUCGUUGUACAACAUGUUCGUGCAAGUCAGCGGAAUCGUAUCCGCACAGAUCUACGUAGCCAGCGAUGCUCCCAGAUAUCAACGCGGCAAUAGGACCCUCAUCAUUAUCUGCUGCGUCAACAUCUGUAUUUUAUACCCAGCUACGAAGGCAUAUUACAUCUGGCGCAACCGACAACGAGCCAAGAUUUGGGAUGCGAUGACGACAGAGGAACGUGCCCACUAUCUGAGUACGACCAAGGAUGUUGGAAACAGAAGACUCGAUUUCCGUUUUGCGCAUUGAUGACUUGUUCAAUUAUGUAGAUUUGAUCAAUGGCAGCUUGGGGU